This is a messenger RNA of Tigriopus californicus, 3571 nucleotides long. RefSeq names its product cytosolic carboxypeptidase 1-like. Lineage: Eukaryota; Metazoa; Arthropoda; Copepoda; Harpacticoida; Harpacticidae. Gene Ontology annotation, biological process: protein side chain deglutamylation; C-terminal protein deglutamylation. The record is from RefSeq and is a predicted model, not a curated record. Bases 330 to 3431 code for a protein of 1033 amino acids. The transcript has 17 exons.
UUCGGUCUUGAUCAGACCUCAGGAAAGGCCAACGCGUCAAACGUCCGCCUCAAAGCCUCCCACAGCAACUCUUGCCACCACGACAACACCUGGGACAGGCCUUGGAACGAAAAAGAGCACUCGGAAGAAGGCCAUGAAGAACCCGAUAAUGCACAUUGCUGACCGAGAAAGAGAGCCAGCAACAUCUCGUAACAUCCUCUGUAAUUCCAGCAAACCGACGGUCUUUUCAGAAGCUUUUAUUCGGAACUGAUCAAUUCGAACUAAAAAGGAACAUGGCAUUGCUCAGAUGUAGACAAUAAACACUGAAACAGCCUCCCCAAUAUAAAACCAUGGAAGACCAGGUGGACCUUUUGGAAGCCCUCUGGCUGGAAGCCAAUUCCGACGAUGAGGAGCAAGAAACCAUCCACGGACUUCCCUGCAAUGAGAACUUGCAGCUUGACCCGAUGAGCGAGACCGAGCAAACGAUGUCGAUCAGGCGGAUGACAGCCCAGAUUUCGUUGAAGCUCCUGCAAGAAAGAGACUCAGGAGCACGAUCGGCAAUUUUAUUGACGAUGGCUGCCAACAUCAAUCACGUGAAGAAUUUGCUGCAAAUUUGCGAGUUAAGCAAGGAUCCCAAGACCACAACUCACGAGUUGUUUAUUUUGCGAGACGGUGUGGCGGCCAAAACCUUGUGGCGAUCGCAAAACUUGAGUCAUUUGAUCGCUUUGAACGCCACGGAAGUGCUGGCGAGAAGGUUGGUCCACUUCCAUCAGGACGAAAGUUUGAGUGAAUCCGGUGUGAUCUCAGCCUUUUGGAUUCUCUCGGCUUUGGCGACUAAAGACUCAAAAUUUAGCUGGCAAUUCGGAGGGGCCCUAAAGAUCAUCAAUCCCCUCUUAAAACGUCUUGCAUGCAAAUCUCUUGGCCUGUAUCCGAUUUUGCAGGUGGUGAAGGCCUUGGCACGCAACACUGAUGUGGCCCAAUCCCUCGGUGGUCAAGGAGUGGUCCAAACCAUCGUGGUCGUUUUUAGACAAGUUAUCCUCAAAAAGAAGUUUUGUCCCAAAAUAAAGGUGGCACUGGAGGCUUUGUUCAUGUUGGCAAAAUGCAAGUACAAUGUCAACCUCUUGGUGGCUGAAAAUCUUAGCCGAGACUUGCUAGAAAUUCUACAAAGUCAUAAAGCCAACUUAUGUCAGAAAAGACAAACCUUCAAGAUCUCCGGGUCCAUCUUGAAUAUUCUUCUUCACAUCAUUUCCAACAACCAAGGGAAAGCGAAUUUCCUGCGAGAUAAUGGAACCGAGAUCCUGAAGUCGUUUUGCCAGGACUUGACAAUCAAAGACCGUCGAGGAGAUCGGCUACUAAGUCGAUCCUGGACCAUCCUAAGUAAAUGUCGAACACCAAAGCUCCUGCCAAUCGCCGACGACUUCAGUCCCAUGCAAUUUGACGCGCCGGAGGUCCAUUGGAAAAAGCGAUCCAGCGGUUGCUACUCGUCAGCCACGUCCAGAGAGACCACGCCAGACACCGACGACGACGAGGUUGCUGAUGAUGAGUACGAGGAUGAGUACGAAUAUGAAUACGAGUAUGAAGACGGCGAGGACGAAGAAGAUGCCUUUGCCGAAGAGAUGCCUGGAGCCCUGACCGGCCUGUCCAAGACCAGUUCCAAAGUGUUCAAGGCUCAAAAACGCAGUGAUGACGAGUUGAGAGCCUCUUACGAUAAGUUCUUCAUCGAAUUGCAAUCGUUGAUGGGUGGGAACGGUACCGAAGAAUCAACUCCGAGUUUAUCGUCAAGUGUCACGGAGUUAUAUGAUCAACUUCAUACCGAGAGAGUUUGUGGCCUUUACUUGUUUGAGGACAUUGCUCUACCAGAUCGAUUGUUUCUUAACGACGCAUCUGGACCGGAGGAGUUUUUGCAUCAAAAGAAUUGCAAUAUAUACAGGGAAAAGCUUCUAAAGGUCUUGUAUAACGAAUGCAAGGAUAAUUCGAGAUCAUCGACAAACCUGAAUUCCUUCAUCCACGACAACGAUGAGCCCUCUGUGGAUCUUGAUGUGGUCUACGAUUUGGACCAACUUCUUGAUCCAAGUCACUCCAACGUUGGCUUCCAUUCCAGGGGGGAUUCCCUCCAGUUCGAGUCCCGCUUUGAAAGUGGAAAUCUGAGAAAGGUGAUCCGUCUGGUGCACCAAGAAUACAAUCUCAUCCUUACCCCCGACGUAAACACGGCCAAACAUCACCAAUGGUUCUAUUUCUCGGUGAAGAACAUGCGCUCUGAUCAAAUAUAUACCUUUAAUAUUAUCAACUAUGAGAAAACCAAUUCACAAUUUAACUUUGGAAUGCAACCGGUCAUGUUUUCCCAAUUGGAGUAUGAGCAAAGAGGCUUGGGCUGGACCCGAGUUGGCCAAGAUGUGAUCUAUUACAAAAACGAGUUCUCCAAAUCCAUGGCAGCGGGAUCAAAUUAUAUGACGGCCAGUUUCAAGAUCCAAUUUCCACAUUCCACAGGGGACGUUUGCUACUUAGCCUACCAUUUCCCAUAUACUUACACCCGUUUGCUGACGCACUUGGAAGUGUUGCAGUGUUCCAAAUCCCAAGAUACGUAUCUUCGUAUUGAUUCUUUGAACAAAACAUUGAACAAUCACGAUGUCCCUCUGAUCACGAUCACGUCCAACAAUGAUAACGCCAGACCACUUCUGGAACGAAAGCUCGUGGUUCUCACGUCUCGAGUUCAUCCCGGAGAAACCAAUGCUUCGUUCAUGAUGGAAGGAGUUCUGGAUCAACUCGUGAGCGAUUCACAACUAGCCUCAGUACUAAGAUCCAAUUUCAUCUUCAAGCUUGUUCCAAUGCUCAAUGUCGAAGGCGUCAUUAACGGAUGCCAUCGUUGUGGAUUGACUGGGGAUGAUUUGAAUCGUCAAUGGGACAAACCUCACCCCAUCCUUCAUCCCAGUGUGUAUCACGCCAAAGGUAUCUUGGCCUAUUGUCACCAAAUUCUAAAAACGUCGCAUCUGCCCGAUAAGAAACAACAAGCGGAUCAGCCUUUCUUGUUUUGCGAUUUCCACGGUCACUCUCGAAAAAAGAGCAUCUUUUUGUACGGAUGUUCGGGCGAUGAAAGCUGGCUUCCGUCCGAUUCCGAUCGUUCCACCAACAGCAGCCACACCGAGAAUCAGAAUAAGAUGCUUGCGGACCUUCUUCACAAUCGAUUCCAGGGCUUUGAGCGCAAAUCCUGCCGUUACGCAAUCGAAAAGAGCCGAGAAUCCACAGCCCGUGUUGUUGUCUGGCGAGAGUUCAAGGUUCAACAUUCGUACACCCUAGAAAGCACUUUCUGUGGCUUUAGCAAGCACGAAUACAAGGGCCAGCAAAUCAAACCAAGCCAUCUUUCAAGCAUGGGAAAAUGCUUUGUCAAUGCUCUUUUGGAAUUAGCCGAAGAGCAAGAAUCAACCUCAGUUGGAGAAAGAAAAUUGCAAAAGUAAGAUGAUCCUAUCUGGUGGUCCAAGAUGAUUAUCGUCACCAUUCCCGAUCUUGCUUCUCAAUCAAGGAUUAUUUGACGUUGUGAAAGUAUCAAUAAUAUUAUUUUGAAAUAAAUCAGUUUGAGUUACCUUCUGCACAAUGA